AUGGAUGGGGGCGACUUCCAAGGGUCUACCAUUGGGGUCGAUCUCGACAUGCUGUACCAGGAUGGCACGAAGUUGCUGAUCACCAACCUGCCGCAAGGAGCCAGGGCGGAAGACCUGAAGGAGUCUUUCGGUGUCUUCGGGCGCAUCCAGUAUGCUGGCGUUGACGGCGGCCGCUUCCCUCCUCCGCCACGGGCGACAGCUCCCAUGGGCGGCUUUGCAGGCCGGGGUGACGGCUACGGCGCGCGGCGACCUGUUUUCGGUGUAGGGCGCGGGACGGUCCGCUUCGAGACCGCGGAGAUGGCGGAGGAGGCGGUCAGUGCACUGGACGGCCAGGAACUCCGAGGCGCCACGAUUUCGGCGCGCCUGGACCCCUCAUCGAAGGAUGGAUCGAAGAUCUUUGUCGAUGGCUUGGAGCCAUCCGUGGAAUGGCAGGACCUGAAGGAUUUCUGCGCUCAGGUAGGCGUCGUGGCCUUCGUCAAGGUAGAGAAGGCGGCUGGCGCACCCAUGCAUUCGCAGCCACCGCCACGGACGGAGAGCCGGAG
Messenger RNA from Symbiodinium pilosum, 542 nucleotides. The record is from the annotation of a GenBank genome assembly. Lineage: Eukaryota; Dinophyceae; Suessiales; Symbiodiniaceae.